Messenger RNA from Stylonychia lemnae, 1647 nucleotides. NCBI's taxonomy places the organism in Eukaryota, Ciliophora, Spirotrichea, Sporadotrichida, Oxytrichidae. The record is from the annotation of a GenBank genome assembly.
AUGCACAAAAAUCAACCUCUACUAUCGAAUAAGCUAUCGAUUCUCCAAAAUACUUCCUGGGGUGAGACAUAUUAACAAUAAUACAGACAACUAAAAAAAUAAAAGGAACACAAAGAAGAAUAGUACAACAAAGCUCAUAAGCAAUAUGAGGAAUUGACCAUUAUGUGCGAGUAAAAGCUGUUGGAAUUUACAGAAGAGCAUUCCUAAAACAUAAUUUAAAUAGAUAAUCCUUGCGAUUUGCUAGUAGAUUUUGGAAAAUGCAUCCUAAAUAUGCUUCACUAUAGAAUACUUUCCUGGAAUCAAUUUAAGCUUGUCAUUAAAAGAUAUCAAAUUCUCAUUUAAGAGCUUAAAUUCUAUAACUCAGAUUUGCUAGAUGAAGACAUCUAAAAUCAGCUGCAUGAAUUCAAAAAAAAUAAAAACUUUGAAAACCUAAACUAGGAAACUGGUAAUUUGCUGAUAUGGAUGUACUUAAAAUAAAGCAGCAAAGAACUGUAUGAUCAAAUGCAAGACCUGGAAUUUUCAAUUAUUCAACUUAACAGAGAGAAGGGAAAGUACUAUGAGCAGAUUUAGCAGAGUCAGGAGACAUCAAGAAUCAAAGCAGAAUAAAAUUAAUUGCUCUAUGAAGUAAUCCGCUAAGUUGAGGAGAAUAUCCUUAAGUUGCAAUAAAUGAUAAACAAGCCUAAGUCUGAUAGCCCUGAGAAACUUAAAGUCGAUGUUCAAUAAACUUCUCGGGAUUGUGAUAAAGCUAUUAAUUUUGCCAAGAACCAAAUAAAAAAGAUUAGAUCUGAAAACAGAAUGAAUAGAGUUGAAAAAUCUGCGAUUGCUCUCAACAUUAGUUAGCUCAACCUCUCAAGGACUCUUAGAAACUAAGAUGAUAGUCACCUUCUAUCUAAGAACUACAAUGAUGAUGAGGCAGAUAUUACUACUUAUAAUAACAUGCCAGUAAUAGGAGAAAAUAGGCCAAGGAAUAACCAUGGCUUUGGUUUUGUAAAUCACGAAGAUGACAUUUUUGAAAUGAAUGACAAGAGUAAUAUGAUUAUUCGAAUGAAUAAGCUUGAUGAUGAGAAUGAUGAAGAGAGAAAAACAUAAAGAGUUAAUGACCAAUUAAUAAUGGAUCUCUCAAUGUCAAGCCUUAAUAAUGUCUAACUAUUUAUUAAUGAUGACAAGGAUUAGUAUUAGACCAAGAAAGGUAAAGAUAAUACUCUGAAAAAGAUCAAUCUUAAUAAUCAAGUUACAGUAGAGAAAAGUGAAAAUACACCAAUGGGUGGUACAUCUACUAACCCAGGAGAAACAAGAGGUAAACCUCUAAAACCGAUGAUGAAGAAGAGGGGAGGAGGAUGCUUCGGCUAAUCAAAAAAUAAAAACAAUUAAUAAGAGGAACGUAUGAAAUUGAAUGAAGAUCAAGAAAAGAAGUUCAAGAAAAAGAAAUCAUAGUGCUGUAUGUCUCAGGCUCUAUCAAUCAAACUGCUUGUCAUUCCAGACAUUCCAAUCAUUGGUUCUCCAAAUUUCUAAGUGAAUAUGAUCUUUGUAAGACCCACAUAUUCUAUCCCUAUCAUGAAGUCUGCUACAUAUUUAAUUAGAAGCAAGCUAUUUUUAAUUUUCAAUUUGUUAUGCUUUGCCAUCUUUUCUAAAUAGAUGUUCUCUUGA